Clonostachys rhizophaga is the source of this 522-nucleotide messenger RNA. The record is from the annotation of a GenBank genome assembly. Lineage: Eukaryota; Fungi; Ascomycota; Sordariomycetes; Hypocreales; Bionectriaceae.
AUGGCCGCACGAAGCGCUGCUCUCAAGCUCGACUGGACCAAGGUCACCAGCUCGCUGGGCCUCCGCGGCCAGACCGUCGCCUCCCUCCAGGCCUUCAAGAAGCGCAACGAGGAUGCCCGCCGCAAGAUCCAGCUGCUCUCCGAGCAGCCCACCACCGUCGACUUCGCCGCCUACCGCUCCUCGCUCAAGAACCAGGCCAUCGUCGACGAGAUCGAGAAGCGCUUCGGCGAGUUCAAGCCGUCCACCUACGACGUGAGCCGCCAGCUCAAGGCCAUCGACGCCUUCGAGGUCGAGGCCGUCAAGAACGCCGAGGCCACCAAGCAGGCCGUCGACCUCGAGCUCAAGGACCUCGCCGCCACCCUCAAGAACAUCGAGACCGCCCGGCCGUUCGAGGACCUCACUGUUGAUGACGUCGCCGCCGCCGAGAAGUCGAUUGAUGAGAAGACCAGCGAGCUCGUUUCCAAGGGUCGCUGGAUGGUGCCCGGAUACAAGGAGAAGUUUGGCGACCUCGCCGUUGUCUAA